Gallus gallus (chicken) is the source of this 5230-nucleotide messenger RNA. RefSeq names its product S-phase cyclin A associated protein in the ER (gene SCAPER). The transcript is spliced from 32 exons. Gene Ontology annotation, molecular function: nucleic acid binding; zinc ion binding. The coding region runs from base 714 to 4988 and encodes 1424 amino acids. The record is from RefSeq and is a predicted model, not a curated record. NCBI's taxonomy places the organism in Eukaryota, Metazoa, Chordata, Aves, Galliformes, Phasianidae.
AGCGCUCCCGUUGUGCCGUGCUGGGGGUGGCGUCCCGCCCGGGGCUCCGCUUCAGACGGCGGGGAGUUCCGAACGUCCGGGACCGAAAUGGUGCGCCGCGGUACAUCUGCGGCGUGACGGCUCCGUCAGAACGGAGCAGAGCUCUCCCGUGCGGGACGGCGAUCCCAACCGGCGCUGCGGAGCGCGGGUAGCGCUGUGAGAACGAGCGGGGUGCGGCGGUACGGCUGUACGGCACGCCGAGUGGAAAAGGGGCUGCAAAGCGAGCGGGGCCCCGUCUGCCGCUCAUCAGAGCUGAAAACGUGCCCGGCAUUGGGCCCUCGGAGGUCCAUUUAUCACUGACAGUGGUUAACUGGGGUUUGCCUGAGGCUUUCGUUGGGUUUGACGCUUCUCCCCGGGAGAAGAGCGCGUUUCUGUCACGGCUCCCUGCGCGGAUCGUCCUGCAGCAUUCCAGGCUCUGCAGACACGACAGACGUAUUUUUCUACCCCUGCGCGCAGCGCAGCCGUUAGUGGCUGAAGGAAGAGGAGCGCUCCGUGCCCCGCUCUCCCUCUGAGGCAGCACGGCGCGGCCCGCCCGAGCUUUCCCCACAACGAACGGGGCGCCGCGCUCCGGAACGCGCCUCAGGGCUCCGCAGCGCCCCCCGGCGGCAGGCGGCGCGGCAGGUGCUCGGGCGGCGGCUGGAGAGCGCCGCGGGUGGGCAAGGUAUGAAAGCUCAAUGGGGUCCUCCAAAAAUGCAAUCAGUGAGCCUGCUGAUGCAGAAGAAGGCUAUAACGUGAUGGCUUCUUUCCAGCGCUCCAACAGCCAUGACAAAGUGAGGAAGAUAGUGGCAGAAGAGGGACGUACAGCAAGGAACCUGAUUGCAUGGAGCGUCCCACUGGAAAACAAGGAUGAUGAUGGGAAAUCCAAAUGGCAAGCUGGUGGAAAAGCAAAGACUGCAUCUCAAGGGAAACACAAGGCUGCAAAGCAGAACGCUUCCCUAGAUUGUAAAUUAACAGCAGCAGCAGGAGAUAAAACCUUUGACAAAAGCCCAACCAAAGCACGGCAGCCUCGAAAAGUUGAUCUGCGAGCUCGGUACUGGGCGUUCCUUUUUGACAACCUGAGACGGGCAGUUGAUGAAAUCUACGUCACAUGUGAAUCGGAUCAGAGCGUGGUGGAAUGCAAGGAAGUCCUGAUGAUGCUCGAUAACUAUGUGAGGGACUUCAAAGCACUGAUAGACUGGAUACAGCUGCAGGAGAAGCUAGAGAAGGCCGAUGCUCAAAGCAGGCCUACUUCACUAGCCUGGGAAGUAAAGAAAAUGUCUCCAGGGCGCCACGUGAUCCCAAGUCCCUCAUCAGACAGAAUCAGUGUGACGUCAAAUGCUCGGAGAAGUUUGAAUUUUGGGAACCCAUCAGUGGCAAUUUCUGCAACACGCCUGGCUCCUUCUGGUGUAAGUUGGGCUGAUAAGGUAAAAGCCAACCAUGGAAAAGCAGCCGGUCCUGAGUUAGCAACUACACAGACCUGUCUGCCAGCUCCAAUACAGAAGUCAUCCCGAAAAAACGAUCGAAAGGAUGCAGAGGGCUGGGAAACAGUUCAGCGUGGGAGGCCUGUUCGAUCUCGAUCCACUGUUGCAUUGGCAACAAAAGCUCCUGUAGUUGCAGAAUCACUCAAGUCCAGAGGUGACAGUGACAAAGAAAACGUCGUUUCACCACCAUCAGAGAAUAAGCCUGAGAAUUCACCCACAAAUGAUGGUGCACUCAAGAGCACAGAGCUUGUGCAGAAAGAUCCUGAUCAUCAGUCUGAACAUCCUCAUGUCGAGCGGACUCAGUUCACAGCACGCACACCAGAAGACAGUGUGAGCACUAGAGCACCACUGCAAGAAGAUUCCUUACAAACAGUUUCUGAGGUGCCUCAGGUUCUCACAACUACUGACUGCCCUCCAGCAGCUGUGCAGGUGAAUGAAGCUUCCUCUGUGAUCCCUGAUAGCGCAGACCAGCAUCUGACAGAAAAAGCUAAAACUGAAAUGGAAAUGGAUCCCUCAGAUAUUUCAAAUGUGAGUGCUGCCAGAUUGUCUAUGGCAGAAGUCCUUGCUAAGAAGGAAGAGUUGGCAGAUCGCCUGGAAAAGGCCAAUGAAGAAGCUAUUGCUAGUGCUAUUGCAGAAGAGGAGCAAUUAACUAGAGAGAUAGAAGCGGAGGAAAACAAUGACAUUAAUAUCGAAACUGAUAAUGACAGCGAUUUCUCUGCAUGUAUGGGCAACGGAAGCAUAUCUUUUUGUGGUAUUUCUAUGGACUGGAAUGAUGUCUUGGCAGACUAUGAAGCCCGUGAGUCAUGGCGCCAGAGUAAUUCUUGGGGAGACAGAGUGGAAGAAGAGCCUGCACGCCCACCUGGCCAUGGAAUACACAUGCAUGAGAAACUGUCAUCACCCUCACGAAAAAGAACAAUAGCAGAAUCCAAGAAGAAACACGAAGAAAAACAAAUGAAAGCUCAACAGCUGAGAGAAAAGUUACGUGAAGAAAAGGCACUGAAGCUUCAGAAAUUAAUGGAGAGGGAGAAAGAUGUACGGAAAUGGAAGGAAGAACUAUUAGAUCAAAGGCGCAGAAUGAUGGAGGAAAAACUGCUCCAUGCAGAGUUCAAACGUGAAGUGCAGCUCCAAGCAAUUGUGAAAAAAGCACAAGAGGAGGAAGCUAAGGUAAAUGAAAUUGCUUUUAUAAACACCUUAGAAGCUCAGAACAAACGUCAUGAUGUGCUGAAUAAAUUAAAAGAAUACGAGCAGCGCUUAAAUGAAUUACAAGAGGAGCGUCAACGAAGGCAAGAGGAAAAGCAAGCACGUGAUGAAGCUGUUCAGGAGCGCAAAAGAGCUCUGGAAGCAGAACGCCAGGCUCGGGUUGAAGAGCUGCUGUUGAAGAGGAAAGAACAAGAAGCACGGAUUGAACAGCAGAGGCAAGAGAAGGAGAAAGCACGGGAAGAUGCAGCACGAGAAAGGGCCAGAGAUCGAGAGGAGAGGUUGGCAGCUCUUACAGCAGCUCAACAAGAAGCCAUGGAAGAACUGCAGAAAAAGAUUCAGCUGAAGCAUGAUGAAAGCAUUAGGAGGCACAUGGAACAGAUUGAACAAAGAAAAGAGAAAGCAGCUGAAUUAAGUAGUGGAAGACAUGCUAAUACUGAUUAUGCACCGAAACUUACACCGUAUGAACGCAAAAAACAGUGCUCAUUAUGCAAUGUAAUGAUUUCAUCAGAAGUGUACCUUUUUAGCCACAUUAAAGGGAAAAAGCACCAACAAGCCGUGAGAGAGAACAGUAGCAUACAGGGACGAGAGCUUUCAGAUGAAGAAGUGGAGCACCUGUCGUUAAAAAAGUACAUUGUGGACAUUGUGGUUGAGACUUCUGUUCCUGUGGAGCCAUUAAAAGAUGGGGAGGAGAAGCAAAAAACUAAAAAGAAAGCCAAGAAGUUAAAAGCACGGAUGAACUCCAGGGCAAAGGAAUAUGAGAGUUUGAUGGAGGCAAAAAAUACCGUCUCUGAUUCCCCGUUUAAAGCCAAGUUGCAGAGAUUAGCAAAAGACCUUUCAAAGCAUCUCCAAAUGCACGAUGGCUGCUCGCUGGGAAACAACAAGGUUUCUGCUCUGGACAGGACUUUAGGAGAGAUCUCUCGCAUUCUGGAAAAAGAGAACACAGCAGACCAGAUAGCAUUUCGGGCUGCAGGAGGACUGACUGCCCUCGAGCAUGUUCUUCAAGCAACGACUGCUCCCACCAACCUGAACGCAGCUUCACGGAUUCCUUUUAAGUCUCUCUGCAGUACAGUGAAUGCUUAUGGACUCACCUGCAAUAACUGCACAGAAAACUGCACCUAUAUUCUUUUUAGUAACAAGAUCACCUUUUUACUGGACCUGUUGAUGCACCAGUUUACGGUUAAUGUUCCGGAUGACCAUAAUGCUACUUCAGGAAGAAGUGCAAAUAAGCAGGUGUUUGAAGGUCUAACAACGGGGCUUCUGAGGAUAACAGCCGUGAUUUUCAGGUGCCUAAUCUCCAGCUUCCCAGAUGGAAACAACCACUCUACAGCACUGAAGAUAAUACAGGAUGUGAAAAGCAAAUCCUCACAAGUGGAAGCCUUCAACAGCAGAAUCCAAGACUUGAUCAGUUACGUGGUGAACAUAGGAUUGAUAGACAAGUUGUGUUGCUGUUUCCUCUCCGUUCAAGGCCCUGUUGAUGAGAAUCCAAAAAUAGCAACUUUUCUACAAAAUGCCACAGCACUGUUGCAUGGAAUAUGUCAGCUCUGCUUUGCAGUCAGUGGAAGAUCUUGGAACAUAUUUGACAGUACACGUCAGGAUCCCACAGGACUAACGGCGGUUCUUCAGGCUACGGAUCUGGUUGGAGUCCUGCAUAUGCUGUACUGCGUUCUUUUCCACGGCACAAUUUCAGAUCCAAACACAGCCAGUCCUAAAGACAGCUAUGCAGAGAACACAAUCCAGGUUGCCAUUCAGAGUUUACGUUUCUUCAAUAGCUUUGCGGUUCUUGAUCUGCCUGCUUUCCAGUCUAUUGUUGGUGCUGAAGGACUGUCCCUUGCAUUCCGCCAUAUUAUCAGCUCGUUGCUGUGGUACUGCUCCCAGCAUACCUGUGAAGGAUUGCUACAUGAAGUCAUUAUUUGUGUGGGCUAUUUUACUGUAAACAACACAGAUAACCAGAUCAUUGUACAGUCUGGCCGUCACCCCACCGUGCUGCAGAAGCUGUGCCAGUUGCCCUUCCAGUAUUUCAGCGAUCCACGGUUAAUCAAAGUGCUCUUCCCUUCGCUAAUAGCUGCUUGUUACAAUAACCCUCAGAACAAGCUCAUUCUGGAGCAGGAGAUGAGCUGUGUGCUCCUCGCCACGUUCAUUCAGGAUUUUGCCCAGAGCUCAGGCCAAAUGGAUAAUCUGUUAUCUCAGCAGAGGGAGAGGCGGCCCGGCGCUCAGGACUCCCUCGAGCUGUCCAACCGCUUCCCCCGGCACUGCUGGGAGGAGGCCCGCCAGUUCUUCCUGCGGCGCUGAGGGCCGCGCCGGCACUGCCUGCAGCUCGGUGUAAUUUGCACUAUUUAUAUCCGCGGUACUGUAGAUACUUCCCAGUUCUGUUUUGUAAUUUUGAUAAUUGGAGUUAAUUUCGGUCGUGCGUCCCAACGUCCCGGAGCCUUCCUGCGGCGCGGUGCGGCGGCGUCGGCGCUCAGCAGCUGCUGAGGGGAGACUGCGAGCAGAAAUGAGUUCUGUACCUCUGUAAUAAAGUAACUUAUUCUGUC